Messenger RNA from Contarinia nasturtii (swede midge), 819 nucleotides. Its product is annotated as odorant receptor Or1-like. Lineage: Eukaryota; Metazoa; Arthropoda; Insecta; Diptera; Cecidomyiidae. The record is from RefSeq and is a predicted model, not a curated record. Gene Ontology annotation, cellular component: plasma membrane. Bases 102 to 539 code for a protein of 145 amino acids. Gene Ontology annotation, molecular function: olfactory receptor activity; odorant binding. Gene Ontology annotation, biological process: detection of chemical stimulus involved in sensory perception of smell; sensory perception of smell. The transcript has 5 exons.
GCAUAAGCCGUCUUGGUUAUAAAAGCGGUUUCAAUGAACAUUACACUGAAAUUUCAUAUACCAAACGAUCAUUUUACCGUACUCUGUGUCAGCACAUUGAAAUGCAUUUGAAAAUUGAUGGGUUCGUUCAUGAGAUGAAUGCAUUGAUCAAUGAUAUGAUGUUUUUUCAAAUUGUCCAGGCGGUUUUUGUGUUUGCAAACUCAUUGGUUCUUUUAAUUGGGUAUGACUUGACGUUCGUGGAAUUCAUUGUUCCCUUAUUUUGGCUGGCUGCAUUUUUAGCCGAAAUGUCAAUAUACUGCUUUUUUGGCAAUAAUAUCAUAUAUGCGUUUGAAGGCAUACAUCGCGGUAUUUAUACAAGUAAUUUCAUUGCAUUUGACAGAAAAACCAAUGAAGCUCUAUUGAAGAUGAUGAUGGUAACGUCCACACGCGAAAUGAAAAUUUCCGCCGUUGGCGUUGUACGAUUUGAAUUAAGUUUUCAAACAUUACUCAAGAUUUUGAAAACUACGUAUUCCAUCGUGAUGGUGAUUAAAUCCAUGUAAAAGCUAAAAUUGUGCGAGUUUUGAAAAAAAAAAUGAAAAUGACAACUUUAAAUAAAUAUUGACUCGGUUAAAAAGUGACUUUAUUUUACCUUUAACAAUUUGCCUUUUCUAAAACAAUACCAUAGCACUUAAUAAAAACUAUUCGUUUUUUAAUAAAAAAAUGAGCGCACUUGAAUUCUAAUUCAUCCAAAUCAGGUCAUCGUUUGCCUUGGCAAUUGCCCUCCACAAUUAUUUUUCAACGUUUAAAAUCCUCAAAUAAGCACUUUUAUCAAAUUAAACA